Ruditapes philippinarum (Manila clam) is the source of this 3784-nucleotide messenger RNA. RefSeq lists its product as uncharacterized. The record is from RefSeq and is a predicted model, not a curated record. The transcript is spliced from 20 exons. The coding region runs from base 1 to 1998 and encodes 665 amino acids. Lineage: Eukaryota; Metazoa; Mollusca; Bivalvia; Venerida; Veneridae.
AUGUGGAAUAUCAAGUUUUUCAAAUACAGACUUUAUACAGAAAAAUCUUGUAAAAAAGCCAUAUCAAUACAGAACGAUGAAAAUAGACAUUAUGGUAUCUUGAAAUUCACUCCUAAUGAUCAUUAUGGUUGGCUUGAUACAUUCAUUGAUAGAAAGCAGUUUGUUUUCCCAUCUCUUGAGGACAUUGAGAAAAUAUUUGAUGCGUGUUCAAUAUCGAUAGAAUGGGACUGGUAUUUCUUUUUGCAAGAACCAUUGCCGGAUGAAAUAGGCGAAGACCCAAUGAGACUUGUUGUUUGCUAUGUUUAUAUAUCUGGUGGUACUUACCGUGUAUCAUCUGAUGAUAACGGGAAUUGUCAUAAUUAUAUUCAUGUCCGAUGUGGUGUAUUUCCUGCAGAUGAAAACGAGACAAUGGAAGCUUCGAGUGAUGCUUUUUAUGCCGGAUGGAAGAUACCAAACAAGGAUAUCAUACUAAGUAAAGGUGGGUUUGCUACCAUAACAAUCGAGCAAACAAUUCCCUUAGGAUGUGACUACAGAGCUGACAACAGUUUGGUGAAAGAUGAGAUAUGGACAAAGAAAAAGUAUACAGCACAACUUUCAUCUAUAGACAGUGAUUAUGAUGAUAAGACCGCUUUUGACCUUGAAUUAGUAUUGACGUACAACAGCUUUGAUGACCCCGGACCAUCGGUAAUUGGUGAAAUUCAUGUUGAUAUAACGGACAUAAACAGACACUGGAGUAAAAGAUGUUAUUCUCACGUGGACCCGCAUAUGAAAACUGUAGACGGCAUACAUUACGAGGCACAGAGAGAGGGGGACUACAUGUUGUACUUGAAUGAGAAAUUUCAAACAGAGGUACAAACAUCUGCAAGAUAUUGCCGUCUUGGGUACACGCGCGGUCCAGUUUGUGCCUGUGGAAUAGCAAUAGCUGUUGGUGCCGAUCUUUUUGUUAUCAAUAGAUGUCAUGAUCAACCUUUCAAGUUCGAUCUUUCAUGCGGAGAUGGUGGACUUAUUGAUAUUGAACAUAUCAACGACUACAGAUAUCUGGUUCGAACACCAAUUGGUACAAUGAUUGAAAUACUUUUAUGGGGUAACGUAAUGAACAUAGAUGUGUACAUGUCUGCCAAAGAUUUUGGAAAUGUGGCUGGACUUUGUGGAAACUUUGACGGGGAUAGAUCUAAUGAUCUAGAACAUAGAGACGGAACUAUUUCUGAUGAUAACAACAGAAGUUAUAAAUUUGCUGAUAGCUGGAGAUUGACUGAUGAAGAAAAUCUGUUUAUAAACACAAAACGUAAACUUGAUCACUGGAAUGUAAAUAACGUUGGCCAGACAUGUGCAAGAGCGAAUUCAAUAACAAGAAAUAAAUGUAAGAUCAGCAAAAGGCAAAGACGAUUAGUUCCUGAACACUCAAAAAUGAAUACACAUUAUCAACACUUGCUGUCGCGUAAAAAGAGAGCCAUACACAGUUUUACUGAGGACGAGGCAUUUCAGCUAUGUAAUCAUUCAAUUUAUACAACACCAGCAGUCCAAGAAUUCCCAGAUCAUCUCGCAGGGGAAGACCCAGAUGUUGUCGUAGAACAGUGUGUUUAUGAUUUGACGCAAGGAAACGACACAGCUUGGAUUGAUGCACACGUGACUAUUCUAAACAAUGCUGCCGAUACAAUUCUCAGAAUGAGCCCAGUGUAUGUCGCUAAUAACACAGAUAAAGUGAACUCGUUUCGUAGUGAAAUUUGCAUGAAUAAUUGCAGUGGAAAAGGAAUCUGUACAGAUACAGGUCUUUGUGCAUGCAAUGGAAUAUUUCGAGGACCUGAUUGCAGUAUUGACAUAAGUAUCCCACCCGUUGUAAUUGAAAUAGAAGGUGGCGGAGUGUGUACAAUAACGGAUGAGGACGACUGCACAUGUUUUCAAAUAAGCACAGACAACAUAUUUGAUGGUUUUAUGUGCAACAUCACCGAAUAUACGGUAUAUUCCAAUGGUUCACGUAUGGAAGGAAAUAAUCAGUAGGUCUUGGUUAUUACGAGGAUAUCUUUACUGGCGAAUGCUGUGUCCCAACGGCGAUAAGAAAUAGCUCUUUCGAUUUCAACAACGAAACCGACAAAUUGUCUGUCAUAAUGUACGAGCUCUCUAUCAGCAAUGAUGGUACAAAUUAUGGAGAUGUUAACCCGGUAUAUAUCUAUGAUACAAUAUGUAUUGAACAUGUCGAGUUAAAUGAUGCAGUUACAUUCAGACUGAAGAAAAGCUAUUGCUUCAUUGCUGCUAUGUGCGUUGCUCAGAAUUUCAAAAAAUUCGACAAUGAUGCAUGCUUUACAUGUGAUCCUUCAAAUGACCCUUACGGUUGGAGUAAAUAUGAUUGUGAAGAUUCAGGUACAGGAUUGGGAAAAGGGGCUAUUGUAGGAAUCGUCAUUGGCUCAUCAAUCAUUGUUGUAGUAGCAGGUGUGCUGAUAUAUGUGUUUGUAUCCAAAAUUUUAAAGAAACACAGUUCAUCAAUCGGCGUUCAACCAAAGUCAUGGGUGUCAGAUGAUGAUUUACAUAGAAAUACAACGCAAAUGAAUGGCAACCUAACAAAAUUUCUCAAUCCAGCUAAAACAAAGUUUCAACAGAACGUAAUGAUCGGUGCAGUACAUCAAAUUCACCAUGGUACAAAGAAUAUCUCAACUAAAGAAACCGAAAUGAUCAAUAGAGAGGUCGACAAUUGUGAAAGUGAAAGUGGGCAACGCUCUGCAACACCAAACAAUUCAAAGCCCAAAAGGGACAUUUCAUAUAUAGAUAUUGAAUUAGACUAAAAUAUAGUCCGCAUGACAAUAAAGAAAAAUGAAUAAAUGUACAGUUUAUUACUAGAAGUGUAUAAACGAAUGUUAACAAGCUUGCAGAAACCUUUUAUUACUGAUAACAUUUUAUAACGAUUGAAAUAUUAUGCAUAAAUCAUGUUAGUUUGUAGAAGGUUUUGAAUAGACUUCCAUGUACAUUAUCUUUUACUAGUAUUUAUAUUAUAACUAAGUUAAUCGUUAUAAUAUUGGUUCAUUCCACGGGGACGUCUACUUAAAUUUUAUUUUGAAGUAGUAAUUAACUUUAAAAUUGUUUCAUUUACAACAUCUACCUAUUUGUAUUGAAAGUAUCUUGUUGCGUGUGCAAUAGCAUGCAUAACUCUUGUUGGGUUUUUGAAUAUGUAGGCUAGUUUUCCGAAUUCCUUAUCUGAUACUUCAAGUACUCAUCAUAACAUAUUUUUUUAUUGUUGUUUUUUAUUUGUUUAUUUUUUUAUUUUUUUAUAGUUUUUUUUUUUUGUUGUUGAUUUUUUUUUUAAAAAUAUACCUUACUUUUGAAAUGAAUAUUUAUUGAGUCACAUCUGAAGUCACCGUCAUGUAACAAAAUAUGUGUAACUAGAAGACAGGCGAGAACGUCAUCGAAUGCAUUAAGAUAUCAACUUACAUUUAUCGAUUCAUUAUAAUUCUUAAUCACUAAAUUAUUUUCAGAUAUCGAUUUCUAGUAUACCACUAUUCGAAAAGAAAUUACUAUUUUACAAUAGCUUAAUGAUUUAUUCACUGGUUCAUAAUAGGAUAUCUGUGAUACAAUUAAUAAGUAUGAUGAUAGUAUUUAGCAUCAUUCAAUACAAUGAACCAAUGACUAAUGAUAUAAGGAUGUUGUGGGUGUUAGAUAGCAUGAUCCGGUAUAUAUUAAGUAUUGAUAAAUAUCAAAUAAUAAGAUAAAUGUUAUAGAACAAAAUAUUAUCAAUCCUCAAAUACAUAUUCAUACUAAAUCAAUUAGAUCUCUAUCAUCUUUUUCAAGAACAGUU